AGGCAUUGUAGUGAGUUCUUGCCCCUCAGAGGAGAAGCACCAUUUGAGAGGAUGCGUUGACAGCCACUGUAGUAUUUGCUAACAAUUAAAAUAGCGUGUUCUCACUGUUGUAGCAGCGUUGCUUGGAGUGAAAAAGCAGAUCUGAGCGCCUGAGCACACCUUCUUUCUUUUGAUGAGCGCUCCCCAUUAUCGACCUGCUGGGGGCCUAGAAGUGGUGCUGCAGCCCGGUUUUUAUGAAUGGGAUGCUCGGUUUCCAGGAGGACUGGAGCUGAGGAUCAGUGAUAAUCUUUACUGCUGAAGAGUUGGUUGCUCUCUUUGAGGCCUGACUGUUUUUACGUCUUAAAGAAAUCCUAGAAGCAGCCACCAUGCCAAUCUUAAAACAGCUAGUAUCAUCCUCCUCCCAGACAAAGCGCCGCUCACGUAUGGACCUGACCAGGGAGAUGAUCAGUGCUCCUCUUGGUGACUUUCGUCAUACAAUGCAUGUAGGCCGCAGUGGUGAUGCUUUUGGAGACACUUCCUUCCUCAGCACACGCUCAGGCGAGCCUUCCCCCGAAACCACAUCCUUUCCCCGCUCUCCUCGGCCUGGCCUUCUGUCACGCACCUUCAGGAGCAGUAAACGCUCCCAGUCAGUGAACAGAGUGGAUGAAGACAGAGAGAACAGCCUGCUGGUCCCUGGAGGUUCACCAACAUUUGUUAAAAAUGCAAUGUCUCUGCCUUUUCUCAACAAUGAAGACAGAGGAGACGGCUUGGCUGUGAAGAGUUUGUCUUCGAGUCCUUUUAAACAGCAUGAAGAGCUGGAUGGGAGUGGUGCAGCUGCAGCUGCACACUUCCUUGAACUGGAAGAACAAAAAUUUGGUGAACUGACCGAGCUACCGGAAAGCUACACUCACUUUGGAGGUGGAAUGAAGCAUGCAGAGUCUGUGAUGUCAUUCCAUGUUGAUCUGGGACCCUCCAUGCUGAAUGACAUCUUGGGUGUGAUGGAGAAAGAGGAUGAUGAUCUUGGUUAUGAGGAGGGAAAGAGCAGUGAGGGCAGGGCCUCACCACCUGUCAGCACCCAUGGUGAGGAAGAGGAAAAUAGGACAAAAGAUGAGGAUGUGAACAAGCAGAUGGAGGUAGACAAAGAGGCAGCAGAGCUGCGCCAGCAGGCCUCCAUUCAUCCAAACAGCUCUAUUGAUCUGCCUGAAGAUGGAGGACCUUACACCCCAGAGUACACUCCAGAGAUACGACCCAAACACUUGCAGCACCUUGACAGCUGCUCCAUGUCGAGUUCUGGCUCUGCUGCUCUGGAUGAAAAACCAAGCAGCCAGAAUUACGCUGGUGAUACAGACAGCGCCACGUUCAGCGCACCACCAGAAGAGGAGAGCAACUUCUCCUCUUUCUUGGAGGAUGAAGACGAUGAGAUCCGUGUAUGAGAGUCCCAAGUCUUCUUUUUUUUUUUUAAGUAAAAAGCAAAAAAAGAAAAUGACCAAGCUCUGGAAGUGCUCUGUGAAACUGGCGAGCUCUUUGACAGUCUGGCUUUUGACUUGAAUGGGAAGAAAAUGCUGUAGUCAGGUACUGUGGUAGUUUGAUUGUGGAAAAAAUUCAGAACUUUUAAACAGCAGGGCUACAAAGAAGUGGUGACUUCUUUAGGAUGCGCAAACUCCAUCCACCUCAUCAGCUUGCCCUCCACUUUCAGUCCAUUUUAAAUCGCAGAUAUUCGCAGAAUGAAUAUGGAACAUUCCAGAAAUAAGCAGGGAGUGCUGGUUAAAAUGGAUCUUUAGUAUGGAAAAGAAAAACCUAGUUUAGCCUUUCUCUUUCUAUCCUCUAACAAAAUGUGUCACAUGUGCUUAUUUUCCAUUUGGUUUGUCUUUCUUUCUCCCUGUGCUUUCUUUCCCUGGCUGUCGGACAUCAUGCGGCCUGGGCUGAACAGAAGGCCUCUGUCACAACAGGAUCACUGGUGGGUAUCGGUCACAAUAAAGGGAGCUGUGUUUUGUCACUGGAGUGCAAGGCCCUGCAUCAAGACUCUUUCAUCAGAAAAUAUUAUAGCGCUGCAGAUCUAUCAGACAUUUCUCCCUUAUUCUCACUACAAAACUCAGGGUCCCUGUGAUGCUGCUUCAAGGUUGCCAUCUCCUGCUUUAUAGCAGAACCACAAAUUCAAACCAAAAUCUUAAAUUUUCUUCAGUGAUUAAUUUCCUGCCUGUUACACAGGCUUAGACUCAAUGAAUUAGGACAAAAAGCUGCAAAGUUAAUAGAGACACAUCAGGCUUGCUAUAAAGAAUUGUGUAACCACGGGAAACCAGAGGUGUUAUAAGUGGUGUGUGGCCUUUUAAAUCUCCUUUUCAUGAAAAAGUUUACACAGUUUUUUUUUUUCUUUUGGCGCAAACAGAAUUUUUUUUCUUUUACUUAACUGACAUUGCAAGUUGAAACAGAAAAGAGUUUGAUAACCACUUCCUUCCUUGUUUUUUUUUGCUCUUAGCAUCUGCAGUGGUGCAACUGAACUGUAUAAAAGAUGUUACUCAUUAGUCAAGGGGUCUGCUUUUAUUUAGAAACAGCUUCCACCACUACAUAUGAGUAGGACUUCAAGGUAAAUAUGGUCAAAAUUCAAGUCUACAAGGAGGGACAAGUUAAAGCAGACACUACUGCUAUUUGUUUCUUACCCUUUUCUUUUGUUUGUUUUUAUCUUAAAAGAAAAUCUAUGCUAUUCUUGUGUUAUGUCCGUUUGAAGAGUGGAUGAAAAAGACGCCAGCAACAGAUGCAAGAGUAUUAAGAAAAGAUGGCUGUUUUUUAUGCAAGUUGCACACUCAUUGCAGCUCGACUCUGCCUCUUGCAUCAUUAAAGCCAUGAGGCUUAGGCUUACUUGCGCUGAUUGAUUUCACUGCCUUAACUGAGACUGACACAUGUGCCAAAUUAUAAUUUUCUAGCCAAAAAUAAUUUCUCUUGUGAAACUCACUUUUGGGAGAGCCUGUGAAAUAUGUUUGUCACUUACUUCUCUGUAUAGAAAAUCACUGUUGAAUGCAAGAGAUUUAAGCUUGCAGGUUUAAAAGAAUAAAAAUAAACUGUGUUUCUUAAUGUAUAUCCUGCAGAAAAAGGUUAAAAAAAAAAAAAAAAGGGUUUGUAUUACUGGAUAUUUAUCACACACACACUACAUUUUGUAUUCAGGUAACUUUAGGUUCAUGAUGUGUGAGCGAGAAGUUGCAUUUUCUGUAUAAUGUUUGCCUUACUGUUGUCAUCUUUACUGUAUAUUUACAGCUUCUUUUCUGUAUUAUUCAAAGUAACCUAUAUUUUUCAUUAAAAGAGAACCAUGA
Melanotaenia boesemani (Boeseman's rainbowfish) is the source of this 3284-nucleotide messenger RNA. It is a transcript of the gene cdc42ep4a, whose product is annotated as CDC42 effector protein (Rho GTPase binding) 4a. The coding region runs from base 366 to 1412 and encodes 348 amino acids. NCBI's taxonomy places the organism in Eukaryota, Metazoa, Chordata, Actinopteri, Atheriniformes, Melanotaeniidae. The record is from RefSeq and is a predicted model, not a curated record. The transcript has 2 exons.